Molecule: messenger RNA, 1496 nt
Organism: Cryptococcus deneoformans JEC21
Lineage: Eukaryota; Fungi; Basidiomycota; Tremellomycetes; Tremellales; Cryptococcaceae
Exons: 3
Coding region: 877-1251 (124 amino acids)
Source: RefSeq, a predicted model, not a curated record
CGUAGAGUCGCACAUCAUAAAUCAACCCAUACUUCCCUUCCUCCUCUCGCUGCCUGCUUUUCCUUCUAAACUCCACCUUACUCCACCUCUCUUUAUUCGCCUGUAUAUCUCCCCCCCCGUUUCUUUCGCUCCACAACCACCCCAGAACCCGGAAUACGGCACGGAUCAGUCUGGAGUUUGGAAGCCGGAAGCUUGCCGAAGUGAAUGGGGGGAUUAAGGCAUUUGACACCCAGCAUGGCACGUUUGUAAUGCAAGUCGUAUGCCUUCGGCUUUCGUUACCUCAGAAAAAAGGCUUUCAAAUUCAGCAGAUGUCCUAUCAAUGCGGCCUGCAAAAUUAUGGACCGCAGGAUUCGUAAUUUUUAUGACCCUGCCCGCCCUGCCCAUCAAACUUCGAGGAUUAAUUAUUUGGCCUAAUCUUCCGAAGUUUAGCAAACAAGGGACAAACUGUUGUUAGGACCAGACACCGAGCGGAAUAUACUUACCAAAGGAUCAAGAAGCGCUAUCCAAGAUCGAGGUCCUUUACAUGUAGGUGUCUAUGGAUAAUCAUGACGUACAGGUCAGUGUCUGGACUCUCAAUCAAAGACGGGGGUACCAAGGUGUAAAAUGGAAGUAUGAACGAUAACACACUCAUUUCUUUCAACUCUGUUCGGACACUUCUUCACAACAGCGAUGGCCUCAAAAAGAUUCAGAUGGACAGAGCGCAAGAUAUAAAAACCUCCAGUCCACGACCUCUUUGCUUCCCAACAAUUAAGAAUCUUUCGACUCUUUCACCACAACCAAUCAACGUCAACCUAGACAAAAAAAAAGUCUGUACCAGACAUACCAACACUCGCUAUCAAUACUACGGUAAACGCACCAACAACACAAACAACAAAAAUGUUCACCAAGGCUAUCUUCGCUACUCUUGCUGCUCUCUCUGUCGUCUCUGCCGCUCCCUCCUUCGAGAAGCGUGACGAUUCCCAGGGUACUGCUACCUACUACACUGCUUCCGGUGUCGGUGCUUGCGGUUCGACCAUCAGCGACAGUGACUACAUUGUGGCUAUGAACGCUGCCCAAUACGAUAGCUCCGUCUGCAACAAGCAGAUCUGGACUUGGAACGCUGCCACUCAGCGACUUGCUUUCGCCACUGUCGUGGACUUGUGCCCUUCUUGUAGCUCUGGUGACCUUGACUUGUCCACCAGUCUUUUCAGCUAUCUCUCUGACGGCAACCUCGACCAGGGUGUCUUCGACGUCAAGUGGGGCUUCGCCUAAGUUAAUUAGCGAUGCUUUACUUCCCCUUUAUUCUUGACCCUCGCAUUUCAUUGUCUUCUUUCAUGUCGUUUCUCUUUGGGCAUUUAGGAUUUUCUUUAUAGGUCUGGCACCGCACUUCAUACUCUUGCGUCUCUCCCAGGAGGUAUGACGAUACAUAUACAUUUGCUCUUGUAUUGAAUACAUAUCACACUCUUUGUAACGACGAUUGAAUCGUUUUUAUGAUGCCCAAUGAAUGAUUACGAUCU